Sebastes umbrosus (honeycomb rockfish) is the source of this 1061-nucleotide messenger RNA. RefSeq names its product GTPase IMAP family member 7-like. The record is from RefSeq and is a predicted model, not a curated record. Bases 127 to 849 code for a protein of 240 amino acids. The transcript has 4 exons. NCBI's taxonomy places the organism in Eukaryota, Metazoa, Chordata, Actinopteri, Perciformes, Sebastidae. Gene Ontology annotation, molecular function: GTP binding.
AGCUCUCAGCUAGAAACAGGUGAUGAGUAUUCCAGGGGAGGGAACUGGAAGCAGGCUAUAAUAUAAAAUGAGGAAUGGAUAUUAUAAUAGUCAGAAGAAGACAUCCACAGAGACAAGACAUCAAAAAUGAGCUUUUUUUCCAAGACAGAGGUGGCCAGUGAACUCCCUUUAGUGGCUAAUGAAGAGCCAGAGCUGAGGAUCGUACUGCUCGGGAAGGUCGGAGUUGGAAAGAGUGCUUCAGGAAACACCAUCCUGGGCGGGAAAAAUCUCUUCCGCUCAGAGCCCAGUCUGUCCGCCAUCACAACCAAGUGCCAGAAGCAAACGAGGAAUAUCGGCACACAACAUGUGGUUGUUGUUGAUACUCCGGGUCUGUGUAACGCUGAUAAAACCGACGAGGAGGUGGUGAGAGAGAUCAAGAAAUCCAUCUCACUUGCCGAACCUGGUCCUCACGUGUUCCUGAUCGUGCUGAGGAUGAAGGAUAAAUACACCAGCGAAGAACAGAGAGUGGUGGAAAUCAUUCGCAGCACUUUCGGCAAAAACACGAUGGCUCACGCUAUGGUGUUGUUCACCUACGGAGAUGCCCUGAAAGAUAUUUCCAGGGAUGACUGCAUUCGAUCAAACAGAAAUCUCCACAACCUGAUCGAAGAGUGCGACUGGAGGUGCCAUGUUUUUAACAAAGCAGUGGAGGACGCCGAUCAGGUUGCCGAUCAGGUCCCCGAUCAGGUUGCCGAGCUGCUGCUGAAGAUCAACGAACGGGUUCAGGCAACAGAAAGAAGCAUCUACACCGCGGAGAUGCUCCAAGAGGCUGAAAUAGCCUCCGCGAAGGCACAGACGCUGAAACAUUUCUGAAACUUCCAGUGGACACUGAAACAGCGGCGGAGCCUCGGCAGAACCUCGGCGGAGUCGUGGUGCGGCCGGAUCCUGUGGAUAUCUUCUGCUACUGUUCUCAUUUGAUCUGUUGACAAGGACGAGCUCUGUGUAAAAUAUGAUGUCAUUUUUUAGACAGUGCUUUCAUUGUGUCUGAAUUACUUCAUCUUUUACCAAUAAUAAAGAUGAUCCUC